Lacerta agilis (Sand lizard) is the source of this 4360-nucleotide messenger RNA. RefSeq names its product Rho guanine nucleotide exchange factor 10 like (gene ARHGEF10L). Lineage: Eukaryota; Metazoa; Chordata; Lepidosauria; Squamata; Lacertidae. The coding region runs from base 245 to 3844 and encodes 1199 amino acids. Gene Ontology annotation, cellular component: cytosol. The transcript has 26 exons. Gene Ontology annotation, molecular function: protein binding; guanyl-nucleotide exchange factor activity. Gene Ontology annotation, biological process: positive regulation of stress fiber assembly; SREBP signaling pathway; actin cytoskeleton organization. The record is from RefSeq and is a predicted model, not a curated record.
CGGCGCCACGCAGGGCGUUUUGGAGAUCACGACAGAGGGGGAGGACGAGGGGGGCGAGGCCUUUGACUUUGAGGACAGCGAGGACGAGGAUGGCCGGGUGGUGGUCAGCAAUGCCAGGACCGAGCUGGGCACCAGGGGGGCUGUGCAGGGCCCACCUCAGAGGCGGAGAUCCAGCAUCAGCGACGAUCUUGAACCCCUGGAUGACUGGGAGGCCGAGGAGGCUUUGCUGGAGGACCGGGUCCCUAUGACCCAGUCUGACUCGGCCACGAACCUCGAUCACCUGGGCUCACAGACGCAUUCAGAGUUCCUGGGCGCCGUCAGCAAUGGGGAGAUUGCCGGGAGUGCGCAAACGGGGGUGCGGUCCCACAGCUGGAAACGGAGGAACUCCCGGCGAGGUGGUCAGGCUAACCCCCCAGCCCUAGAAGAUGUGAUCUAUGAUGACGUUCCUUACGAAAAUGUGGACCUGAUCCAGCGUGAUUCGGACAGGAGCCUCAUCUACGAAGACGUCCAUCAUGACGGGCCACAGGAGACUGAAGAUCUAGGCUGGAGCUCCAGUGAGUUCGAGAGCUACAGCGAGGAAUCUGGGGAGGAGAGCAAGCCGGGGGCUGAACCAACAAAGCACAAAGUCUCUUUUCAGCCAAAGCUUUCUCCUGACCUUCAUAGGUUGAAGGAGAGGUACUCCCGGACUAAGAGAGACAUCCAAGCUUUGAAAGUCGGGGGGAGAGAUAUGCUGAAGCAAAGAUACGACGGCAAGAUGACCCAGCUGAUGAAAGCGGCUAAGAGUGGCACAAAGGAUGGCCUCGAGAAGACCAAGAUCGCCGUCAUGAGGACUUUCUUGAACAGGAAAGAUGUCCCAGGCGAUUCCGAAGAGGAGGAAAUGGGAUUCCUGGAGGUCCCGGUGAAUGAUCUGAAGCACCUGUUUCCUGAGUUGGGCCCGAUGCCUGAAGGGUUAAGCCCUCAGCAGGUUGUGCGCCGCCACAUUCUGGGCUCCAUCGUCCAGAGCGAGAGAAGCUACGUCGACUCCUUGCGGAGGAUCUUGCAGGAUUACAGGAACCCUCUUGUGGAGAUGGAGCCCAAAGUCCUCAGCCUCCGGAAAUGCCAGGUGGUUUUCUUCCGGGUCAAAGAGAUCCUGCAGUGCCACUCCAUGUUCCAGAUCGCCUUGUCUUCGCGCGUGGCUGAGUGGGACACCACGGAGAAAAUCGGCGACCUCUUUGUGGCCUCGUUUUCCAAGUCUAUGGUUCUGGAUGUCUACAGCGAAUACGUCAACAAUUUCACCACUGCCAUGUCUUUGAUCAAGAAGGCCUGCCUCACCAAGCCUGCCUUUCUAGAGUUCCUCAAGAAGAGGCAGAUGGGCAGCGUCGACCGGGUGACUCUUUACGGCCUGAUGGUGAAGCCCAUCCAAAGAUUCCCCCAGUUCAUUCUCCUCCUCCAGGACAUGCUGAAAAACACCCCCAAGGGCCACGCCGACCGGCUCUCCCUCCAGCUGGCUCUGACGGAGCUAGAGACCUUGGCGGAGAAGCUCAACGAGCAGAAGCGGCUGGCAGACCAGGUGGCCGAGAUCCAGCAACUCACCAAGAGCGUCAGCGACCGCAGCAGCAUCAACAAGCUGUUAAGCUCAGGCCAGCGGCAGCUGCUGCUUUGCGAGACCCUGACGGAGACAGUCUACAGCGACCGCGGCCAGCUCAUCAAGUCCAAGGAGCGGAAAGUCUUCCUGCUGAACGACAUGCUGGUGUGCACCAACAUAAACUUCAAGGGGCAGCUGGAAAUCAGCACCCUGGUUCCGCUGGGCCCCAAGUACAUCGUGAAAUGGAACGCCGCCCUGCCGCAGGUCCAGGUGGUGGAAGUCGGGCAGGAGAGCAGCGCCCACGAGAAGGACAAUGUGGUCAUCCCCAAUCUUGGGCUGAAGAAGCACAUGCCAAGCAGCCAGUCCUCACACAAUAAAGUGUACCUAGGUCCUCCUCGCCUGUUUCAGGAGCUACAAGAUCUCCAGAAAGACCUGGCAGUGGUGGAACAGAUCACUCUGCUCAUCAGCACUCUUCAUGGUACAUACCAGAAUCUGAACAUGACCGUCGCUCAGGACUGGUGCUUAGCUCUGCAGAGGCUGAUGCGGGUGAAGGAGGAAGAGAUCCAUUCUGCAAACAAGUGCCGUCUCCGUCUCCUACUCCCAGGGAAGCCAGACAAGUCUGGGCGCCCUGUGAAUGUCAUGGUGGUCUUCAUUACCCCCAACCCCCUCAGCAAAAUCUCCUGGGUCAACCGCUUGCAUUUGGCCAAAAUUGCUCUGCGCGAGGAGAACCAGCCUGGCUGGCUGUGCCCGGAAGAGGACAAGAAGUGCAAAGCCCCCUUCUGGUGCCCCAUUUUGGUCUCCCGCAUGCCCGCCUUCUCUUCCAGAGCUCUGGACCUGCAGCUUGGUGCCGCCGUCCACAGCCCGGUCCAUUCUUCCUUGCUGGGUUUCUCCGCUGUCAGCACUUCUCUGCCGCAAGGCUAUCUCUGGGUCGGCGGAGGGCAGGAGGGGGCUGGAGGCCAGGUCGAAAUCUUUUCCCUGAACCGGGCAGCACCCCGCACUGUGAAGUCCUUUCCGGUCGCCGCCCAGGUCCUGUGCUCGGAAUACAUUCCCGAGAGGAGCGAAGAGGAGAGAGCCGACGGUUUGGAGACGUCUGCUGAGCAGGCCUUGCCGCCACAGCCGGUGAUCUGCCUCGGGCUGCAGGACGGCAGCAUCCUGGUUUAUGGAAGCGUGGACAUGGGGACGCAGUGCCUCUUGACGGGCAAGAGCCCCGGGCUCCAGCCAGUCCUGUGCUUGAAGCACAGCCCCGACUACCUCUUUGCUGGCCUGCAGGAUGGAACAGUGGCUGCUUACGCGAGAACCAGCGGGGGGUUCUGGGACCUGGAGGCUGAGCCUGCCUGCCUGACGGUGGGGCUGGCACCAGUACGGACCCUUUUGACCCUGGACGAUGCCGUGUGGGCCAGCUGCGGAAACCAAGUCACCGUCUUCGAUGCUGCCACCCUGAAGGCGCAGCAAACGUUUGAGGCCCACCCAGAGGAAGAAGCAAGCGUCACCCACAUGAUCAAGGCGGGCAGCGGCGUGUGGAUGGCCUUCUCCUGCGGCUCCUCCGUCCGGCUCUUCCACACUGAAACGCUUGAGCACCUGCAGGAGAUCAACAUCGCCACGCGGACCACUUUUGCCCUGCCAGGCCAGAAGAAUGUCCGCGUCACCAGCCUUCUGAUUUGCCAGGGCCUUCUCUGGGUUGGCACUGACCAAGGCAUCUUGGUCCUUUUGCCUGUGCCCAGGUUGGAGGGGAUACCCAAGAUCACAGGGAAAGGCAUGGUCUCCCUUAACGGCCACUGUGGCCCGGUGGAAUUCCUGGCUGUCGCCCUCAGCACCCUGGCCCCGGACAUCCUCAAGAGCGACAAGGAGGAUGACCCGCUGGCAGAUCCCGUAUCUGCCAAGGAAGAGAAGCCGGACAGCAAACCGGCAGAUCCAGCUUCCCAGGACAGCCCUCCGAUGAGGGAGCUCCGGAAAAAGGGCAUUCUCCUGCAGUACCGCCUCCGUUCCACCUCUCACCUCCCCGGGCAGCUGCUCUCGAUGCGAGAGGCACCCUCCACCGCCGGCGGGAACGCCCCAGAGCACACCGAGGAGGACGGCUCCGUCUACGAGAUGGCCGACGACCCGGACAUUUGGGUCCACAACCGGCCGUGCGCCCGCGAUGCUCACCGCAAGGAGAUCUCCUCCCUGGCUGUGGUUUCUGGCGGGAGAGGCUACCGGAACUUCAACUCCAACGGCAAGCCGCCAGCCAGCAGUGAGGCAGACAGUACCUUGUUGAUAUGGCAGGUCCCACUGAUGCUAUAACCCCGGCCCCCUCUCACUGGCCGUCCGGCCGUCCCUCCCACAAUGCCUUGCUUUGGGACACCUUGCAACGGUAUGUUGGGCUUGCCGGAGGUGGUGGCUGCAUUCCCCUCAUCCCGAUGGACUCUCUCUCUCCCCUACCCCCUUUAGAUUUUUUGGGGAAAACAUCUUGCCUAAAAGAGGCUUCAAAUUCCUUCUCUACUUUCCCCUCUCUCUCUUUGUCGUGAUUGGAACACGCUCCAAGUCUCCCCAUUUGUUUGGAACACACACAAUUCACGUGGGGGUUUGGUUCUGAGAUUUCUGCAUAUACACAAAAACUGUAUGCUCAAACUGCCCCCCCCAGCUUUCUGAGUUCUUCCCUAGCCAGAGCGCCGAGUGGGCUGGCUCCAGGAUGCUCUCGCAAGACCUCAUGGGGUCGUCCGAGUUCCUGCGGGAUCUCACGCAAGUAUCCCCACGUUUCCGGAGCUGGUGCGCCGAGAAGGCCUUGCCUCCCCUAGGAAGGCAGAGAGCUUAAAAGCU